CAAUCUGUUUCCAAUAAACAACCGGACUGUUUUCGUUUCUCUAGGUUUCUCUUGUCAGAGAUAACCACAUCUCACAAGCAUCUUCUUUUACAGGAUACGUUUCCUGGGUUUUAAUCAAUCUCACUAGUGAGUUAAAUUUGUUGUCUUUGAAUCGAUUGCAUUCCAUUGCUACCUUUGUUCUGCCCUGCGAGUCCUGUUCUUUUACUGGUCAGAUCUGCAUGUUAGUAAGAUAUGUUCUGGAGAUUGUUUGAUUCAAUAAAGACUUGGACAUGGGUUUUCUAAAUCAUUCUUUGUUCAGAGUUCCCACGGUAAUGAACGAGGAAAUGCAAAUACCCAGAUGGGUUUGAUGAAGGUAACUUGAUUUUCUGCUGCACUCUCGAGACACCUAGUUGUUCUAUGCAUUUUCUUAUGCAUCCUAGUUAGAUUUCAAGGAUAUGAAGUAGUUAUUGUGAUUUGGGAACCGCAGUUCUGUGCUCUUUGUGUAGAUUGUAUGUCCUUGAACCUCGGGUGAUUGUAGUUACUCCAUUAAAAUCUUUCCCUCUACCCUUGAAAAGAGUAUAAUAUUUUUUAGGAAGAACGGUAAUGGAGGUCCGAGUCUUGGGUCUAAUGUCUCUGGUAAUAAUCUGUGUCUUUUUUGAGACUGGAGAAGCUCAAUCCAAGUCUGUCCUGAUAAAUUGUGGCACGAAUUCUAGCGUUAAUGUGGAUGGCAGGAGAUGGGUUGGUGAUUUGGUCCCUGAUAGCAACCUCACCCUCAGUUCUCCAGGCAUUCCUGCAUCCACCGGCAGUUCAACUUUUGGACCACUGUACAGAACUGCUCGGUUUUUCACUGAUGGUUUAAAUUAUACAUUUGAAGGAAUUCGGGGCAACUAUUUUGUUAGGCUCCAUUUCUGUCCCUUCUCCUCUGAGACUUAUAAUGUGAAUGAGUCUUCGUUCAGUAUCGUGGCAAAUGGAUUGAAAUUGGUGUCAGAAUUCAAUGUUCCUGGGGAGAUAUCACACAAGAAUUCGUACUUGCAGAGUUCUGGAAGUAAUUCAAGUUCGUUCUUUUUUAUUAAAGAGUACAUUUUACCUAUCAAUAUGGAUGUUCUCGUAAUAGAGUUCGUUCCAACCAAUGGAUCAUUCGGGUUCAUAAAUGCCAUUGAGAUUGUCCCUGUGGUGAAUAAGCUUUUUUCAGACCCAGUCAGUAAAGUGGGUGGAAAUGGUGCUAGUCUGAAUUUGACUGGAAGGGGCAUCCAAACUAUGUAUAGGUUGAAUGUUGGAGGCCCUGAGAUUAAAUCCAAUCAAGAUUCAGAUCUUUGGAGAACAUGGGAAGUGGAUUCCAGCUACAUGAUUACAGCAGAUGCUGGUUCAGAGAUAGAAAACAGUUCAAGUAUCACCUAUGCUUCACGGAAUGAUUCCUCAGUGGCUCCUUUUCUUGUUUAUGAAACAGCAAGAAUAAUGUCCAACACUGAAGUCUUGGAGAAAAGGUUCAAUAUGUCAUGGAAAUUUGAAGUCGAUCCCGAUUUCGAUUAUUUGAUCAGACUACAUUUCUGUGAGCUGAUUUAUGAUUCAGCAAACCAGCGGAUGUUCAGAAUCUACAUAAAUAACAGGACUGCGGCAGACAAUUUCGAUGUUUUUGUGCGAGCAGGAGGGAAGAAUAGAGCAUAUCAUCAUGAUUACAUUGAUGCUGUGUCAUCCAAAACUUGUACACUUUGGAUUCAACUCGGUCCUGACACAGCAGCUAGUGCUACAGGAACUGAUGCUCUCUUGAACGGGCUGGAGAUUUUCAAGCUGAGCCGAAAUGCAAAUCUUGCCUAUGUAGAGUCGUAUGAUUCUGCUGGGAAGUCAGUGCACAAUUCAAAAAAUAGAAUUCUUUGGGUGGGAAUCGGAGCAGGUGGAGCUUCUGUUGUUAUUCCUGCGGUGUUAAUUGCUUUUGUCUAUUAUUUCUGCAGAAGCCAGAGAAACAAAAUGGCCGAUACCAAAAGCAACUCUCCUGGUUGGCGGCCACUUCACUUGUCUAUUUUAAACAGCAUUGCUAAUGGCAGGGGUUCAGCUGGAAGCCAAAACCCAUACGGGUCAAUGGCGCCUACUAGGGUUGGCAAGAGGUUUACAUUAGCAGAGAUUCGUGCAGCUACAGAUAACUUCGAUGAAAAUUUAGUAAUUGGAGUUGGAGGAUUUGGUAAGGUGUACAAAGGAGAGAUUGAAAAUGGCACCCUUGCAGCAAUUAAGCGAGCAAACCCACAAUCUGAGCAAGGGCUUGCUGAAUUCGAAACGGAGAUUGAGAUGCUUUCAAAGCUCAGGCAUAGGCAUUUAGUCUCCAUGAUUGGGUUUUGUGAAGAACAAAAUGAGAUGAUUUUGGUUUACGAGUAUAUGUCGAAUGGGACACUCAGAAGUCACCUCUUUGGGAAUGACCUCCCAACACUGAGUUGGAAGCAGCGAUUAGAAGCAUGCAUCGGUGCUGCACGGGGACUUCAUUACCUUCAUACAGGAGCAGAGCGUGGAAUAAUCCACAGGGAUGUUAAGACAACCAACAUACUUUUAGAUGAAAACUUUAUAGCAAAAAUGUCAGAUUUUGGGCUGUCAAAAAAUGGUCCUGCUUUGGACCACACCCAUGUUAGUACUGCAGUCAAAGGAAGCUUUGGAUAUUUGGACCCUGAGUACUUCAGACGACAGCAUUUGACUGAGAAAUCUGAUGUUUACUCAUUUGGAGUAGUAUUGUUUGAAGUUGUUUGUGCCCGGGCUGUUAUAAAUCCAAGCUUGCCUAAAGAUCAGAUCAAUCUCGCUGAGUGGGCAAUGAGGUGGCAACGACAGAGAUCACUAGAAACCAUUAUUGACCCACAACUGAAUGGAAAUUAUUGUCCAGAUUCCAUGAAGAAGCUUGGGGAGAUAGCAGAAAAAUGUCUUGCCGAUGAGGGAAAGAACCGGCCAACAAUGGGGGAAGUUUUAUGGCACUUGGAGUAUGUCUUGCAACUCCACCAAGCUUGGUUGUCCACCAAUAGUGGAGAAAAUUCCAGUUCCUUUUCAACUGGUCAGGCUUUGGGGGGUUUAGAAGAUGGAGAAGCAGAAAAGAGGCAAGAACCACCCAGCUCAGAUGAAGAAAUUGAUCUAGACCGCAAAAGGUGAACAAGGAAAAAUCUGCAACAAGAGCAAUUCUUCCACGACUGGAUGUCAUAGGGUCCUUACAGCCUAAAUGAUCAGUGAGGACUACAUAUUUUAUUCAAUUACAUGCUUCAUAAAUUCGUUCAUAUCUGUUCCCUUAAAUUCAAUAUGAUCUUUAUUUCUUCCUGUUAUUCAUAUGCUAGCCUACUAGUGAGGGAGUAAAUAAGGAGGGGAUCUUCAGUGUUUCAAAAAUUGUACACAUUUAUGCUGCUAUGUUGGAUUCGGUUUUUUGGGUCAUAUUUUUGGUAUCCUAAUUACUUACUUACCCCAUAAGCAAAACGCUCACUAACAUCCUCAGUU
Juglans regia (Persian walnut) is the source of this 3435-nucleotide messenger RNA. Its product is annotated as probable receptor-like protein kinase At1g30570. The coding region runs from base 583 to 3099 and encodes 838 amino acids. The record is from RefSeq and is a predicted model, not a curated record. Gene Ontology annotation, biological process: protein autophosphorylation. The transcript has a single exon. NCBI's taxonomy places the organism in Eukaryota, Viridiplantae, Streptophyta, Magnoliopsida, Fagales, Juglandaceae. Gene Ontology annotation, cellular component: plasma membrane; plasmodesma. Gene Ontology annotation, molecular function: transmembrane receptor protein tyrosine kinase activity; ATP binding.